AUGAGCGCUCCACAAGGGCAAGGCGGCGACGCCGAGAAGAACAUCGAGAUAUGGAAAGUGAAGAAGUUGAUCAAGCGCCUCGAAGCGGCGCGUGGAAACGGCACAAGCAUGAUCUCGCUCAUCAUCCCGCCCAAGGAUCAGAUUUCUCGCGCGGCGAAGAUGUUGGCUGAAGAAUUCGGCACUGCCUCCAACAUCAAGUCUCGUGUCAAUCGUCUUUCGGUCCUGUCGGCCAUCACCUCGACCCAGCAGCGGCUGAAGCUGUACUCCAAGGUUCCUCCGAACGGCUUGGUGGUAUACUGUGGUGAAAUCAUCACCUCCGAGGGCAAGGAGCGCAAAAUCAACAUCGACUUUGAGCCCUUCAAGCCCAUCAAUACCUCGCUAUAUCUGUGUGAUAACAAGUUCCAUACUGAGGCACUUAGCGAGCUGCUGGAGUCUGAUCAGCGCUUUGGGUUCAUCGUCAUGGAUGGCAAUGGAACUUUGUUCGGCACUCUGAGCGGCAACACUCGUGACGUUAUUCACAAGUUCUCGGUCGAUCUUCCCAAGAAGCACGGUCGCGGUGGGCAGUCCGCUUUGCGUUUUGCCCGUCUCCGUGAAGAGAAGCGACACAACUACGUCCGCAAAGUAGCCGAGCUAGCGGUUCAGAACUUCAUCACCAACGACAAGGUCAACGUCGCAGGACUCAUCUUAGCCGGCUCUGCCGACUUCAAGAACGAUCUCAAUCAGUCCGAUAUGUUUGAUCAGCGUCUACAGACGAAGGUAAUCAAAGUUGUCGACGUGUCCUAUGGUGGCGAGAACGGGUUCAAUCAGGCUAUUGAACUUUCCUCGGAAACAUUGAGCAACGUCAAGUUCAUCCAGGAGAAGAAGCUCAUCAACAAAUACUUCGAUGAGAUCUCACAAGACAGCGGCAAAGUCUGUUACGGUGUGGAAGACACUCUCAAGGCACUCGAGCUCGGCGCUGCGGAGAUCCUCAUUGUCUAUGAGAAUCUAGAGAUCACUCGCUGGACCCUGAAGUCUUCGGAGGGCGGCGAGGUCAUCCUCCAUACUACCAAGACUCAAGAGGCGGAUCGCUCGCUUUUCAUGGACAAAGAGACGGGUCAGGAAAUGGAAGUCGUCGAUCAGAUGCCCUUCCUCGAAUGGCUGGCCGAGAAGUACCGCGAUUUUGGUGCUACUCUUGAAUUCGUCUCCGACCGCUCCAGCGAAGGCAACCAGUUCGUCAAGGGCUUUGGUGGCAUUGGCGCCAUUCUUCGCUACAAGGUCAAUUUUGAGCAGCUGGCUGAUUUCGAUGAUGAGGAUGAAUUCUAUGACGUGAGCGAGGACGCACGCCCAGAGAACGCCGAGUCAGGCACUUGGACGGCUCCUCGCUCCCAGCGUCCUCAGGACGCCCCUUGGUCCAGGGAAUACGGCCGCAACGACAUCCCAUCGGGCUGUGCCAAGUUGUAG
Coniosporium apollinis CBS 100218 is the source of this 1440-nucleotide messenger RNA. RefSeq names its product eukaryotic peptide chain release factor subunit 1. Lineage: Eukaryota; Fungi; Ascomycota; Dothideomycetes. Gene Ontology annotation, cellular component: translation release factor complex; cytosol. The record is from RefSeq and is a predicted model, not a curated record. Bases 1 to 1440 code for a protein of 479 amino acids. Gene Ontology annotation, biological process: cytoplasmic translational termination. The transcript is spliced from 7 exons. Gene Ontology annotation, molecular function: sequence-specific mRNA binding; translation release factor activity, codon specific.